This is a messenger RNA of Betta splendens (Siamese fighting fish), 1494 nucleotides long. It is a transcript of the gene eif4a3, whose product is annotated as eukaryotic translation initiation factor 4A3. Gene Ontology annotation, molecular function: ATP binding; RNA helicase activity; mRNA binding. The record is from RefSeq and is a predicted model, not a curated record. The transcript is spliced from 12 exons. Lineage: Eukaryota; Metazoa; Chordata; Actinopteri; Anabantiformes; Osphronemidae. Bases 123 to 1343 code for a protein of 406 amino acids. Gene Ontology annotation, cellular component: nucleolus; catalytic step 2 spliceosome.
CGCGGCUCUCUUUCUUUCCCGGUGUUAGCGGUUAUCUGUUAGCACUAAAGCGCGGAGCAGCACGAACAGUUGUUAAAGCCGAGUCUCGGUGAAUUUCAGGCAAAUUUAAAGCAUAGAGGAAGAUGGCUUCUGCCGGUGCUCAAGGUAGGAAACGACUUCUAAAGGAGGAAGAUAUGACCAAGGUGGAGUUUGAGACCAGUGAGGAGGUGGACGUCACCCCAACCUUCGACACCAUGGGGCUUCGGGAGGACCUGCUUCGCGGAAUCUAUGCCUACGGUUUUGAGAAGCCGUCCGCCAUCCAACAGAGAGCCAUUAAACAGAUCAUCAAAGGCAGAGACGUCAUUGCUCAGUCUCAGUCUGGAACAGGAAAGACCGCCACCUUUUGUGUGUCAGUACUGCAGUGUCUCGACAUCCAGGUGAGAGAGACCCAGGCUCUGAUUCUCGCUCCAACCAGAGAACUGGCUGGACAGAUUCAGAAGGUGCUGCUGGCUCUGGGAGACUACAUGAACGUGCAAUGUCAUGCCUGCAUUGGGGGGACCAAUGUGGGGGAGGACAUCAGGAAGCUGGACUACGGGCAGCACGUGGUGGCUGGCACACCUGGACGGGUGUUUGAUAUGAUUCGUCGCAGGAGUCUGAGAACCAGAGCCAUCAAAAUGCUGGUUCUGGAUGAAGCUGACGAAAUGUUAAACAAAGGUUUUAAGGAACAGAUCUAUGAUGUGUACCGCUACCUGCCCCCAGCCACACAGGUGGUUUUGAUUAGUGCCACGCUGCCGCACGAGAUCCUGGAGAUGACCAACAAGUUCAUGACAGACCCAAUUCGUAUCCUAGUCAAACGUGACGAGUUGACUCUGGAGGGCAUCAAACAGUUCUUUGUGGCUGUAGAGCGGGAGGAGUGGAAGUUUGACACUCUGUGUGACCUGUACGACACACUGACCAUCACACAGGCUGUGAUUUUCUGCAACACAAAGAGAAAGGUUGACUGGCUGACAGAGAAGAUGAGAGAGGCCAAUUUUACAGUGUCGUCGAUGCACGGAGACAUGCCUCAGAAAGAGAGAGAGUCCAUCAUGAAGGAAUUCAGAUCAGGAGCCAGUCGUGUGUUGAUCUCCACCGAUGUUUGGGCCCGAGGUUUAGAUGUCCCUCAAGUUUCUCUCAUCAUCAACUACGACCUGCCCAACAACAGAGAGCUUUACAUCCACAGGAUUGGGAGGUCUGGACGUUAUGGCCGUAAAGGUGUGGCCAUAAAUUUUGUGAAGAACGAUGACAUUAGGAUCCUUCGAGACAUUGAGCAGUACUACUCAACCCAGAUCGACGAGAUGCCCAUGAACGUCGCUGAUCUGAUCUGAGCUCACCUGGAUGACAUCACUGUGGAGCCUCGCCCCUUCGUUUACUGCUAUUUCCUUUUUUUGUUUUAAAUUGUUUUUACUUAUUUGACUUUUAAGGAGAAAAUAACUGUAAUGGUUGCAGAUUUUUGUAAAUAAAGUUCUUAUGAGUUGC